AGCAAGCUGGUCAAGUACUUCAGCCGGCAGCUCUCCUGCAAGAGGAAGGUGGCCCUGCAGGAGCGCAAUGCCAAGCUGGAGGGCUUCCCCCAGCUCCUGCACUGGUUCCGCAUCGUCGACAUCCGCAAGGAGGUGAUGGAGGAAAUAGCCCCCGGGCAGCUGAGCCUGGAGGAGCUGCUGGAGAUGACGGAUGACCAGGUCUGUGAGACGGUGGAGAAGUUUGGGGCCAACAGUGAGGAGUGCGCCCGCCUCAACGCGUCCCUCUCCUGCCUCCGCAGCGUCCACAAGUCUGGCGGCAGCCUCUCCAAGCAGGACUGGACCAUCCAGUGGCCCACGGCGGAGCCGGGCAAGGAGAACCAGCCGGGCUGUCCCCCGGAACCCGCCCCGUGGGGCCGCACGCACCUCUCGGCCAGCCCCAAGCCCCCCGCCAAGUGCGCCCAGCACCACUGCCACGGCCCCCUCUACACGCACGUGGACCGCCUGACUGUGGAGGGCCACCCGGGGCUGUGUCCCCCCGUGGAAUCCGGCCACCGCUCUCUGCCUCCCUCCCCGCGGCAGCGGCACGCCGCGCACACCCCGCCGCGCACCCCCAACAUUGUCACCACCAUGACGCCGCCCGGCACGCCGCCGCUGCGCCGCAGGAACAAGCUGAAGCCCCCCGGCACCCCGCCGCCCGCGUCCCGAAAGCUCAUCCACCUCCUGCCCGGCUUCACCGCCCUGCACCGCAGCAAGUCGCACGAGUUCCAGCUGGGGCACCGCGUGGACGAGGCGCACACCCCCAAAACAAAGAAGAAGAACAAGCCCCUCAACCUCAAGAUCCACAACAGUGUGGGCAGCUGCGAGAACAUCCCAGCGCAGCGCUCGCCACUGCUUUCCGAGCGCUCCCUGCGGUCCUUCUUCGUGGGGUACCCUCCAUUCCUGCCCUCCACGCCUCCUGUCCACACCGAAGCCACCUUCUCCGCAAAUACGCUGUCAGUGCCUCGCUGGUCCCCACAGAUCCCCCGCCGAGACCUGGGCAACUCCAUAAAGCACAGGUUCUCCACCAAGUACUGGAUGUCCCAGACCUGCACCGUCUGUGGGAAAGGAAUGUUGUUUGGCUUAAAGUGCAAAAACUGCAAGCUCAAGUGCCACAACAAAUGCACCAAAGAGGCCCCUCCGUGCCACCUGCUGAUCAUCCACCGCGGAGCACGGUUGGUGAGGACCGAGUCGGUGCCCUGUGACAUCAACAACCCCCUGCGCAAGCCCCCGCGCUAUUCGGACCUGCAUGUCAGCCAGACGCUCCCCAAAACCAACAAGCUCAACAAGGACCACAUUCCAGUGCCCUACCAGCCGGACUCCAGCAGCAACCCCUCCUCCACCACCUCCUCUACGCCAUCCUCGCCGGCCCCACCACUGCCGCCCAGCGCCACACCGCCGUCCCCGCUGCACCCGUCCCCACAGUGCCCACGCCAGCAGAAGCAGUUCAACCUGCCAGCCUCCCAUUACUACAAAUACAAGCAGCAGUUCAUUUUCCCAGAUGUGGUACCCGAGACGCCAACCCGAGCCCCACAGGUGGUUUUGCACCCCGUGACAUCCAACCCUAUCCUGGAAGGAAAUCCAUUACUUCAAAUUGAAGUGGAGCCCACGUCAGAGAACGAGGAAGGCACUGAGGAGGCCCAGGAGUCAGAGGAUGACUUUGAGGAGAUGAACCUCUCACUCCUCUCUGCCCGCAACUUCCCCCGCAAAGCCAGCCAGACCAGCAUCUUCCUGCAGGAGUGGGACAUCCCCUUUGAGCAGCUGGAGAUCGGCGAGCUCAUUGGCAAGGGCCGCUUUGGGCAGGUCUUCCAUGGCCGCUGGCAUGGGGAGGUGGCCAUUCGCCUCAUCGACAUUGAGCGGGACAACGAGGACCAGCUGAAGGCUUUCAAGAGGGAGGUGAUGGCGUACCGGCAGACGCGGCACGAGAACGUGGUGCUCUUCAUGGGAGCCUGCAUGAGCCCCCCCCACCUCGCCAUCAUCACCAGCUUGUGUAAAGGACGGACUCUCUACUCGGUGGUGAGAGAUGCCAAAAUCGUCCUGGAUGUCAACAAGACGAGGCAGAUAGCGCAGGAGAUUGUGAAGGGGAUGGGGUACCUGCAUGCCAAAGGGAUCCUCCACAAAGAUCUCAAGUCCAAAAACGUUUUCUAUGACAAUGGGAAGGUGGUGAUCACGGACUUCGGCCUCUUCAGCAUCUCGGGGGUUCUCCAGGCAGGCAGGAGGGAGAACAAACUGCGGAUCCAGAACGGCUGGCUGUGCCACCUGGCCCCCGAGAUCAUCCGCCAGCUCUCACCUGAUACUGAGGAGGACAAGCUGCCCUUCUCCAAGCACUCGGACGUCUUUGCGCUGGGCACCAUCUGGUAUGAGCUGCACGCACGGGAAUGGCCCUUCAAGACACAGCCGGCAGAGGCGAUAAUAUGGCAGGUUGGGCGAGGGAUGAAGCCCAACCUCAGCCAGAUCGGGAUGGGCAAGGAGAUCUCGGACAUCCUGCUCUUCUGCUGGGCCUACGAGCAGGAGGAGCGACCCACCUUCACCAAGCUCAUGGACAUGCUGGAGAAACUGCCAAAGCGCAACCGUCGCCUUUCCCACCCCGGGCACUUCUGGAAGUCAGCAGAGUAA
Numida meleagris (helmeted guineafowl) is the source of this 2631-nucleotide messenger RNA. RefSeq names its product kinase suppressor of ras 2 (gene KSR2). Gene Ontology annotation, molecular function: ATP binding; protein kinase activity. Gene Ontology annotation, biological process: protein phosphorylation. The record is from RefSeq and is a predicted model, not a curated record. Lineage: Eukaryota; Metazoa; Chordata; Aves; Galliformes; Numididae.